Oryctolagus cuniculus (rabbit) is the source of this 1029-nucleotide messenger RNA. RefSeq names its product insulin like growth factor binding protein 6 (gene IGFBP6). The record is from RefSeq and is a predicted model, not a curated record. Lineage: Eukaryota; Metazoa; Chordata; Mammalia; Lagomorpha; Leporidae. Gene Ontology annotation, molecular function: fibronectin binding; insulin-like growth factor II binding; insulin-like growth factor I binding. Gene Ontology annotation, biological process: regulation of insulin-like growth factor receptor signaling pathway. Gene Ontology annotation, cellular component: extracellular region.
CGGGUCCCUCCCAGUUUAGGGAAUGCCUCUGCCUCCCCCCUCCUUCACCUGGCUCUUAAAGGGCCCGGCCCCCGGCCGGCGGCUACUUAAGGCGGAGGGGUGGCAGCGGCCAGCAGCCGCUUUGCGACCGCUCUGGGAGGAGUGGACGGGGCAAAAAUCCUGACCAUGACCGCCCCCGGGCUGCUGCCGCUGCUGCUGUUGCUAACUCUACAGCUCGCCGCCCGCCCAGGAGGGGCCUUGGCGAGGUGCCGGGGUUGCGGGCAGGGGGCGCAGGCGGCUUGUCCGGAGGGCUGCGUGGAGGAGGAUGGGGCCCCGCCUGCGGAGCGCUGUACGGAAGCCCGAGGCUGUCUCAGGAAAGAGGGGCAGCACUGCGGGGUCUACACUCCUUACUGCGCCCCCGGACUGCAGUGCCUGCCGCCCAAGGACGACGAGGCGCCUCUGCGGGCGCUGCUGCUGGGCCGGGGCAGCUGCCGCGAAGCCCGCGCGCCCUCGGAGGAACAUCCCAAAGAGAGUAAGCCCAAGCAGGAUAUGAACCGCAGAGACCAACAGCGCCAUCCAGGGACCAAUUCUGGAGGCGCCCAAGACACCGAGAUGGGCCCCUGCCGCCGACACCUGGACACGGUGCUGCAGCAACUCCAGACAGAGAUUUUCCGCGGGACUCAGCCCCUCUACGUGCCUAAUUGUGACCACCGAGGCUUCUACCGCCGGCGGCAGUGCCGCUCCUCCCAGGGACAGCGCCGAGGUCCCUGCUGGUGUGUGGACCGGAUGGGCCAGCCCCUGCCUGGAACUCCAGAUGGCAAUGGAAGCAUCUCCUGCCCCUCUGGGAGCAGUGGCUGAGGCUGGGGUGGGGGAGCUGCAAGGCCUGUGGCAGGAGCACGGGGCUGUCAGUCUUGGGUUGUUUGUGGAGUGAUGAGCCACUGGGGCUCAGCUUCAGGUCCUGCCAUGUUGCCCCGCCCCUCCCCCAGCCCAACUUGGGGGCCCUCCCGGUAUUGGCCUGGGGUAUCAAUAAAGCUGUGUGUGGGGUCUCUA